This is a messenger RNA of Anoplophora glabripennis (Asian longhorned beetle), 1002 nucleotides long. RefSeq names its product myb/SANT-like DNA-binding domain-containing protein 3. The record is from RefSeq and is a predicted model, not a curated record. NCBI's taxonomy places the organism in Eukaryota, Metazoa, Arthropoda, Insecta, Coleoptera, Cerambycidae. The coding region runs from base 1 to 1002 and encodes 333 amino acids. The transcript has 5 exons.
AUGGCUGCAAAAAUUAAAAGAAUAAUUUAUUCUGAUGCAGACUGCCACCGUCUGGUAGAUAUAAUUAAUAGCUAUAGAAAUAUUGUAGAAUGUAAAAAAACUGAUGCUACAACUUGGAAACAGAAGAAUGCCACUUGGGAGAAAAUUGCAGUCAUUUACAAUUCUGCUACAACAGAGCCUAGAACAUCUGACCAGUUACGAUGUAAAUAUGAUAAUUCAAAAAAAGACGUUCGUAAGUACGAAGCCCAAAAAAGACAAAGUUUAUAUAAAACUGGUGGUGGAGCUAAUGAAAUUGAUAUAAAGUCUGCAUUGAAAAUAGUAUAUGAUAAAAUAAAAACUAUUAUUAGCUAUUCAGUUAAUGGUUUAGAACCUAGCCAGGGUGAUAGCGAUAUUCUAGAAGUAGAGGACAUGGACAAAUGUAGUACAAUAAGUAAAAAUAUUCAUGUUACUUCAGAUAAUAAUUUACAACCUAUAAUUCUAUGUGAUAAUGAAUUUCCUGAAAUAAUAUUAGCUGGUCCGUCACAACCACAAGAAGUGCUGGAAGAUCUUAAAGAUAAAGAUAAUAAAGGAGAAUACUUGCAGGACUGGUCAGAUUACACACCAAAAAUGUUGAGAAGUAAGAAGCAUAAAGCAUUGCAAGUAAAACAUAAAAAGAUGGAUACAGAAGUAAGCGAGCUUAAUUCUCAAGAUGAAGACAAUUUUAAAAUGAAAAUGUUUAAUAUAAAGAAAGAACUGCUUGAAAAAGAAGCUGUUCUUGAAGAAUUGAAUAAAGAAGCGGAAAACAUGGCAGCAAAGGCAUAUAGAAAAUGUUCGUCUGGCAUAUUACAAAAACCAAUGAACCAACCAAUCUUCUCUUGCCAGUCAAAAGAAACUGAAAAAGUUCAAACAUCUGUAUCGACUUCGGUAUCGACUCAGAAUAAUAGCACGCCAAAUGGAAAACCAUUCAAUCGAAGGCGACCAAUAGGAGGCAUAAGAGCUUUGUCAUCUUCAGGUAUACCUUAG